This is a messenger RNA of Rhinolophus ferrumequinum (greater horseshoe bat), 9199 nucleotides long. RefSeq names its product transcription activation suppressor family member 2 (gene TASOR2). Bases 872 to 8704 code for a protein of 2610 amino acids. Gene Ontology annotation, cellular component: nucleoplasm. The record is from RefSeq and is a predicted model, not a curated record. Gene Ontology annotation, biological process: negative regulation of gene expression, epigenetic. Lineage: Eukaryota; Metazoa; Chordata; Mammalia; Chiroptera; Rhinolophidae. The transcript has 25 exons.
GGGGUGCGCCACAGUUCAGUUUUCACUUUCUCUUCCCCCCCUUUCCCGAGGCCUUGGGGUUUUACUUCCGGUUGCCAGUGGCGUCACUGAGAAAGUCGACAUGUUCCCUCGGGCCGCGGGGCUUCUCGGGGUGGGUUCCUUUCUAUGACUCUGUGGGGGAGGGACGACGGGUGGCUGACUAGCGCGGUGGGCCCUGCGGGCUUCGAGCGUGGACACCGGGCCCGUGUCCCUCCCGCCUGCGCCUCAGGGCCGCCCCGCAAGGCCCGGGCCGCCCCCCUCACGCUCCUGGGCGGAGAGGAAGGACGGGCUGCGACGUGGAGGGUCCCGCGCGCCUCUGACGAACCUGUGCGGGGCCGGUGCCGAGAGCGUCAUUUGGAAAUCAGGGAGGAGAGUCCCGAAAAAAGGCGGCUCGAGGGCUCCCUAGCCGGGAAGGAGGCAGAGAAGGCAGCUUAUUAACAAGGUCCAAAAACAUCUCACAUUUGGCCACGAGGGACGGACAAAAAGGAAACGCGUGUGUGGAGGCGUGGACAACGUGUAAAAGCAUGAGGAAGAAAUUGAAUAAUCCCAAAUUCUCGGCGGCGGCGACAGCACAAAAGACAGAUGAAAUUUAGAACCAUCCUUUCAAGUUCUGUAGAAAAUCUUGUUGGGAUAUUGUUUGUGAUUGCAUUGAAUUUAUAGAUUAAUUUGAGAAGAGAGACAUUCUUUUGAGUUUUUCCUUCUAGGAGAAUAGUUUUUGAAACAGUGUCUUUGAGUUCAGAGUCUCUCUUCCAGAGGGCAGUUUCAAUUCUCCAUACUUCUUACUUGGACUCUGCAUCUGAGCAUGGUUUUCAGUACAGUCAAGUGACUUUGGUGAAAAAUGACAUUUUCUUAAAUGAGUAUAAAACUUUUUACCAAGAAAAGAAAGCAAGUAACUAUACUCAGGAAGAACUUCAAGAAACUUACGGGUUUCUUCUGUUUGAAACUGAAAAGCAGGCAAAGUUGGCAUGUCAGCGUGGACUCUGUAUUGGCAGCAGUGCUAUUACCACUCUGGGUGACCCAGCAAAAGGGAAAAAUCAAGUUUGUGUCUGAGAAUUACACAACUAACUAUACUAGCCCAUCUUCUGGCUAUGAUUGCCACGUGGCUGCAAAUACUAACAAGGUUUCUCACAAGACAAGUCAUUUUCGCGCCUUUGAACUGAGUCAGUAUUACCUCUAUGAACUUUCAGGCAGCACUGUUACUGAGCGACCUAGACAGGUCCAUCCUUACGUAAUUGUAGCUUUUCAGUACAGGGAACCUAAAAAGAUGGCAGCCCCAGCUCAAAAAAGCAUACUUGAACUCAGUGAAAAUGUUCUCAUCUCCCCAUGGAAAGGGAAAUUAAUUAUUCAAGGCUGUCUGCUGUGUGAUAUAACUCUUUGGUCCUCUUACAGUACAGUGGUUCCAACACAACUACCACGUGAACUAGAUUUUAAGUAUGUAAUGAAAGUGUCAUCUUUGAAAAAAAGCCUACCAGAAGCUGCCUUUAGAAAACAGAAUUACUUGGAGCAAAAAGUCUAUUGUCAAGAUAUGUGCUUCAGUAUGUAUGAAGUGGAACUGUCAAACAAACAAGGGGAAAAAAUAGAUAAACUAAUAGAAUUCAUUAAGAACAAGCAAUUGGCAUUCAUCAAAUGCUUAGAAGAUCGGGGUGUUUUCCUUUUACUUACAUCAUCAGCCUUAAUAUCAGAAACAAAUUUUGGAGAUGAGCAAAUCGGUCUACAUGGGUUACAUUUAGUCCGUUCAUCCCUGUCAAGAGGGCUGAAAGACUUGACUGUUGAAGAUGACAUCUCAUUGAAGGUGAUACCUAUUUUACCUGCCCUUAAUUGUGCCCUGCUAGAAGCAAAGAAAUCAUUUACUGAAGAAGGGAUCUGUCCAAACACGUUAGUAAAGCGUAGUUUCCAAGAAUUGUGCAAGGUAGAUAGAAGUCCUUCAUUGACGGCUGCUUCUCGGGGUGGAAUGAAAGAGACUACAUUCUUCGGCAAACUGUCCAGUGAUUUUGACUUGGUUCCUCCAGCUGAAAAGUGCCCUGUACAAUCUUUAACUCAGUUGAAGUCUUAUUUUUCAGACCCUAGUGGGUACAUUUUGGAAGUAUCUACUGCAUUAGAUUUAUUGGCAGAGCAUCCACAGUCUCCUUGUAUUUCAGAUGGAAUUUGUGAUGCUGGAUUUUCCUUAGUUAUGACUCCAGAUCCUGAAUUUCUUGACUCAGAGGCAGAAGUAAGAAAAGAAACUGAAACAGAAAAGAAUUCUGAAGAAAUGUUUAAAGCAAGGAAGAGAACUGGGAUUCCAUUAAGUCCAGUAUCAAAUGUGAGAAUUCAACCAAAGAGAAAGGCGAGCAUGCCGCCUGUGGUGCCGAGUAAAAGGGUGAACUUGUGCCGUCCCUUCCCCAAAAGAACUCCUGGAGCAGACAAGGGGUCAGCCUCUCAGGCCACCCUCAAAUUAGUUAAAGGACAAUUUCCACAAAAAAGAAAAAGAGGUGAUUUGUCUGUGUGCGUAAGUUUGAGAAGUACUGACGUUGAUAACAGAUUAAAAUCAAGAAACGGGAAAAACGGUGCUGAAGUGCUGACCGCACAGUUUGUACAGACAACCAAAUUGGAUAGGAAAAACCAAGAAGCUCCUAUUUCUAAAGAUGUUCCAGUUGCCACGAGUGCUAAAAGGGCAAGGAAACAAAAGAGAUCUCCCGUCAAAACUGUUCCAAGGGCUAAGCCACCUGUGAAGAAGUCACCACAAAAACCGAGGGUACAUGUAGUGAAAGGCAAUAAGAAUCCCAGAAUCAGAAAGCAGCCACAAUCUGCCCAAGAAGAAACCACUUCACAGCUUCAAUCAGAAAUUGCAUCAGACGGGCAAGAAGAUGUUCUUAACAUAAAUACAGUUCAACCGGAAAAUAUCACAGUGGCUCAGAAAGACCCAGCUGAGAACUCCAUUGCCAACUGUGACUCCCAGGCCUUAAAUCUGUUAGCUGACCUAGCAUUAAGUGCUGCUUCCUCUACCGCACCGUCACCUGAGCCCAGAAACCUUCCCCACUCCUCUGAACUGCCACAAAAUGACAUUUUACUUUCUCAAGAACAUUCUCUGAGCAGUGCAUCUGACCAUGAAUAUCAUAGAGGAGUUAAAAGACAAAAAAGUGAACUGUUACCCGAGCCCUCGUCUGAGAAGAGUAAUCCAACAUCAGACUCCGUUGUCAGCCAAGAGGAGGAGAGCUUGGUUCCUGGUAGCGAGGCCCCUAUACAAGCCCAGGCGGCGCUUCCUGAGGAAACACUAGAGACCGGCAGUGCAAGCCAGAGCUCUUUUGUUGCUGUGGAGCAUUCGUAUGCCCUGCUCCUUGCAGAACAUUCAAAGAAGCUUCUACAACAGAGAGGGGUACCAGGCCCUGCCUUUGCCAAGAAUGGCACAAAAGGCCCAGAAGCAGGAACCCCAGUGGGAAAAGUAAUGCCAUUUCGGCAUCAGCAGAACACCUCCCCUUUGCAGAAGCUUUCUGAGGUCCCGCUACUCAGGCGGAAGAGCAGGUUGCUGUCCUCCAGCCUGAGAGAUGCUUACUGUUCUCAUACCGUGUUCAGCUGUGACGGCUCUUUUAAGGUCACUUUCAAGUGUGAGACAAGCUAUGUAUUCAGCUUAGACAGCAAAUACACCAACAACCCCCUGGAGAAAACUGUCCUAAGAGCAUUACAUGGGCCCUGGAACACUGAUUUACCUGAUAACUUGGAAGAAGUGAAGCUUUUACUUCAUAUGUGGGUGGCCCUGUUUUACAGUAAUCAAAGCAAAGUCAUCCGAUCAUCCCGGAAAGUAGUAGAACACAGCAACCCUGCCAAAUACGUGUCUAUAAAUAGCAGGAUAGGAUCUUUUGAAGUCAGUGAAAUUGAGGAGUCUCCCAGCGUGGAAAGGUGUACUGUAGGCCCUUUGCUGGAGACGAAGGAAGCUCCCAGAGGUCCUAGUGCUGAAGUGUCCUUCCCUGACACUCACUCCUUGCUUCCCUUCAUUAAACCACAACCUGCAAGAGGCUUGGAACUCUGGGUACAGAAUGAACAGAAAGAAAUUUUUGCAAGAGAGGGUCAUCCAGCUACCCCAGAAAGCCAGAAUUUCAUAUACUCUUAUAAUAAUGAGGUCCUGACUUCCCACAUGAUUGUCUCAAGACAUGGCAGGAAAUCUGUGACCGCAGUGUUCCAAAAAUUACAGAUAAUGGAGGGAAAAGAACAACAAUCAUCAGAUAAACUAGAGACUUCUAAUCUUAUGCUUUCUAGUAUUGGAAGUACCCAAACUAAUGGACCUUCUGUUCCUGGUGAAGGGAAAACCUUUGAGCCGUUUGAUAGCACAAGAAUGACUUCUUACGAUGAUACUGUCACGCAAACCCCAUUCACCACAACGUGUGAUGGGGUCAGCAGUCAGUCGGGGAUUUGUCAGAAGUCUGUGUAUAGCACCCUUGAAAGCAAAGUUGAUAUUUUUCAUGCAACAGUGCAAGGAAAAACAAGUAGUUUACAGGGCCUUAGCCAGCAUAACAGCCCCAUAAACAAAGGAGGUCAGCCUUCAUUGGAAAGGAAGGAUGAUAUGGGGUAUGUAAUGAUUAAUCUGGAACCAGUUCCUCUCACUUUUGAAAAAAAUGCCUGUGAACCAAAACAGACAGAAGUUGUAAACAGAGCUGAUAAACCUACAGCCUUUAAUGUGGAGUUGAUUAAACAGGUAUCAGCUGGUACAAGUCUUAGACAUCCUGUAUCCACAUUUGAAAAGGCACAAACACAAAGUCUUAAGGACAUUUCAUCCCUAGCAAUGUCAGGACAAAAAGGCACUAAGUACCUCAGUGCCUCCUCAGUAAGUGGGGAGACACUUGCUAAAGAAAUGUGUUUGUUACAGAAAGAGAUUCCUAAUCCAGGCUUGUCAUCACCAUCUGAGAAUUCAGUGGCAAAAGAGGCAUUACCAUUAGUUAGAAGUUCUAAUUACUCAUUACCCAGAGAAGAAAUGAAACUCCCUCAAGAAUUUUUUCUGCAGCCUAAGAGUCUCUUUAGCAUUCCUUCGGAAGAGAUUAUGGAGCCUUCGCAGGCUGAAGAAGUGCCAUCGUCAGCCUCUGCCACCUUGGAACAAAAUGACUCACUUAACUGUAUUCUAUCAAGAAGUAAUACAUCAGAUCACUCUUUAGAAUUAAAGAGUGACAAGAGCAGUCUAAAGAGUAUCAGUAGGAAUUUUGAAUCAUUUAAUUCAGCAUUUACCAAACCAACCAGCCGAUCUAUAAAUGGAGAAGAGAUCAGCCUUGAGUUAGAGGACGAUGCUGACAUUGACCUAACUCUCACAAUAUCACCACCUACAAGCCCCAGAGAAGAAAUGCCCGCUGGUGAAAUAGGGCAACAUCAGGAGGCCCCAUUACCAAAUUUGGCACUCCAGGAUAUGGAUGAAGACAUAAUUGAGCCAGAAGAGGUGACUUUGAUAGAAAACAGAGAAGUGAAUUCUGCUAAAUACACAUCAGUGCUUCCCACGGUGUCCAAAAAACCAUUAGAUAAUAAGGAGAGACAAGGUGAUAACUUACAAAUGGUUACUUUAAUACUUCCUAAAGAAACUUGUGCCCUUGAGAUUGCAGAAGUUAAUGUUACCUCAGACUUUCCCUUUGGUUCUUUAAUUGAAGAAGUGUCACCAGCUUCUAGUCCUGACCCUCAAGUACCAGUUGAAGAAACACAAUCGUGUCAGUCUGUAUCUCCAUGUAGUUUAAAACUUCCUGAUUCACAAUGUGAGGAAAGUAAGAAAUUCUCCCAGAUAGAGUCAGUAGAUUUGGCUAUAACAGAAAAAGAAAAUUGUUUUGUUGGCCCUACCCACCCAGUGGGACACGAUACCUUAACUCGGGUUCAGCAAAUGCAGCUUUCUGCUGAAAUGCCACUAGUAUUAAAUAAUUAUCCAGGAAGAAAAGAUAGACAUUUAACCCUUCCAGGUAAAGUAAGUGAGGAAACUGUCCCAAGUGAGAAUGAUGAGAGUGUAUCUUUCUCAGAAAAGGUGCCAUGCUGUGAUACAGAGUUAAACCAUCCUGCUCUAACUGCCAGUUAUGGAGCUGACUUCAAGACUUCUGUAGAAAAACUGGUAAUACCAGGAAAUCUGUUGCAGCCCAUUAGUAUAGAGAAUAGAAAUUUGGACUUAAAACAUCUUGCCUUGGAGACCAGUGAGCCUCCAUUUAGUCCUAGAAAGAUUAUGGAAAAUAAGUCUUCGGCUGACCCGUUGGUUUCCACAACUGCUCCAAGUGGUAUAGUGAACAUGCCAUUAAAGCAGACUAGCCCUAAAAGCAUUAAGAAAAGUCUCUCUAGCAGUGAGUUGAAAACAAAUGAAAGCAGUUACCUGCAAGCUCAGUCCUUGAGUUCUGACUCGGUUGGUGGAGCUGGUGUUACAGAGGCGCGCACGUCCUCAGAGGUCCCCAAACUUGUGUUUUCCUCGGGUAAUGGUACCGUGACCCAUUGUACAAAACCCGUAAACACAGAGAGACAGUUUCAAACACAGGAAAUACCAGUAGUCAGAAUGGCCAGUUUGCUUAAUAGUGAAACUGAAGCUGGAUUACAUGAAAAAACCAUAGAUCGAGGAGGUUUUGGCUCUCAGUCAAACAGUACAUCAUCUCCACGAGGCAAACAAAAAUCCAUUCCCAGGCUGCAAGAUAUGUUGACAUGUGACACAAAAGAUCUGUUGAACGGUGGGCUUUCCCCCAUGUAUUUCCAUGCUGAUUCUUACCAGAACACUGAAGUCACUAACGAAAAUACCAAUAAAGACCCUUCUGCUUUUUUUGUUGCCAAAUCUCGUGUCCCUCUUGUGUAUGGAGUCUCUGAAGAGCAAAUGGGAAAGAAGAGCACAGGCCAGGGGCUCGGGGCCAAGAAGGACUCUGAAUCCCUGGGUGGGGACAUGGCUAUCAGUGUGAAUUCUGACAUCCGGUACGAACCGCUUUCCGGAGACUCCGAUCAAGACUAUCUUGGUGAUUGUAGAAAUCUCAAAUUAGACAUGGAGGAUUCCUGCACUUUGCGAUGUAGUCACACCAAGAAAAAAGAAGGUGCUACACAAGAUGAUUAUGACUCUUUCUUGAGGCUAAGCAAUAGUGAUAAUGAAGAUUGGAGCUACUCUAACCAAGUUCCAGGGUUGGAGACCAACACACCUUCCAGAAACCGGUCUGGUGGGUUAAAGAAAGAAGGUAAGUGUUUGCCACGUUACAUCCAGAUCAGAGACUACCAUGGUCUCCCCUGGACUUACGCUAACUUUACUGUAACUAAAGAGCUCAAACAGACCAAUCAAGCUUCGCACAGCCUCAGGAAGCACCCCGGUUACACUGCAAAAUGUGGCUUGGUCAGCUCCUGGACAGACACUUGGCAGGUGGCAGACAACCUUACCCAGAACACUUUAGAUCUGGAAUAUUUACGUUUUGAUCAUAAACUGAAACAAAUUAUAAAGAAGGGGGCUUCUCAGCAUUCUGCCUCUUCCACCGUCUUUCUGAAGGAGUCGCCUCUCCCUUUGACAAAAGCAGCCAAGUCCCCGGUUCUACGCCCUACAUCCCGGAGCAGAAGUCCCCUUGUGGUCACAGUCAUGUUCUCAGAUGCCAAACAGCAGAGUCAGCAUCUGACAAGCCACACACCCAGCAAUCUGGAAAGCUCUUCCUUUUGGAAGGAAAGAUGUGAUCACAGUAGAAAUCAUCUUACAAAUUCUGAAAGAAAUCAGACUGCAUUCCAUCUCAACAAACUGAAAUAUAAUAGCACUUUGAAAGAAUCCCGGAGUGAUAUUUCACUUAUUCUCAAUGAAUAUGCCGAAUUCAACAAGGUGAUGAUGAAUAGCAACCAAGUCCUUUUCCAAGAUAAGGGGUCAGAUGUUGCUUCUGGAGAAGCCGUAUCUCAAGAAAUGUAUUCAUCUUCCCCACGAAGGUCAGCCUCCUAUGAAGACAUGAUUACAGACUUGUGUGCCAGCUUGCACGUCAAACUGAAAAGUGUUAUGAAAGAGGCUUGCAAAAGUACCUUCCUGUUCUACCUCGUUGAGACAGAAGACAAGUCUUUCUUUGUGAGAACAAAGACUCUUCUGAGGAAAGGCGGCCAUACAGAAAUCGAACCUGAGCAUUUCUGCCAGGCUUUUCACAGAGAGAACGACACGUUAAUGGUCAUCAUCAAAAAUGAAGAUAUCUCCUCAUAUUUACAUCAAAUUCCUUCUUUGCUGAAGCUGAAGCAUUUUCCCAGUGUCCUCUUCGCCGGAGUGGACAGCCCUGAGGAUGUCCUCAAUUACACCUACCAAGAGCUGUUUCGGACCGGAGGCUUUGUGGUGUCAGAUGACAGAAUAUUAGAAACGCUGACGUUAGUUCAACUGAAGGAAAUUGUCAAAAUCCUGGAGAAACUAAAUGGAAAUGGACGGUGGAAGUGGUUGCUUCACUAUAAGGAGAAUAAAAAGCUAAAAGAAGAUGCAAGAGUGGAUUCAAUUGCACAUAAGAAGAACUUAAUAUUGAAGUCAUGUCAGAGUGCAAAUAUCAUUGAAUUGCUUUAUUAUCACCAGUGUGACUCUCGCUCAUCAACAAAAGCAGAACAUUUCAAAUGUCUGCUAAACCUGCAAAUGCAGCAUAUCCACGCCAGGUUUGCUGUCUUCCUAACAGAAAAGCCUACUCUCUCCAGAGAAGUCUUUGAAAAUAGUGGCAUCCUUGUUACAGAUGUAAAUAACUUUAUUGGAAAUAUUCAAAAAGUAGCAGCUCCAUUUAGGAGUAGCUAUUGGUAAGAACACUUUCUGUACCUCCCAUGUCAGCUGGAAUUAAAGAAGAUACUGACAUUCUUGUCUAUGAGGGACCCAGUUCAAAAAUUGUUCUUUACCUUCGAUAUCACGCUGUAAGUUGAAGAUAAUCUAUUUAGGGGUAGAUGUUGUGAAGUUUCACUAGUGAAACAGCCUUUCAAUUACCCAUUUUAUCUAAAUAUGUGCAUUUUCACCUACAUUUCAUUCUGCUCUCCAAGACAGAAUGUAACCUUACCAUGCAUACAAGUUUUCCCCGUUCACCCUAUUUAUAAAAUAGUUCUUGGUUAUUUUAAAAAUGGAAUUACCAAUUUUGUGUUUGACGUGACUCUAACUGCAACUUGCCUAGACAUGGAUGAUGCCAACAAAUUAGUAUUUUCCCUUUUCUUUGAAAAACUUUGAUACACAUACAAGUCUUCUCAUUUGAAAAGUCAGUGUGGGACUUUUCAAACACUUGAGGAAAAGUGUUCCUUCUUUCAUUUUUUU